GUAUAUACAUAUGUACAUAGCAAUAGGGUACCAGUAUAUACAUAGCUUAUUUUUAGCUAAUCUAGUUUCUGAAGGAAAAAAUCAAGUUCUUUUGAUAGCUGCUGCAUUGGCGUUCAGUUGACAAUCUUUUACCUUGGCCAUAACUCAAGAACCAUUCAAGAUAUUUGAAUGAAACUUGGUACACAUAUUGCCACAGACAUCAUGCACUUGUAUAGCAAGGGCCAUGAAUCUGACUUUAAUAAUUGCCCAAAAGUGCCGAAACAACAUGUUAGCCAUUGGUGUUUGUUCCAUUGUGCUCUUGUUCAUUAUUUUGCUUAUUUUUUGGCUUUCUUUUGAUUUAUACAUUUAAUUGGUGUUUAAUUUAAGAAACAACGUCUAAGCAGUGCAUAUUUUUAAUGAAAAAUUGAUAAAACAAUUUAAUUCUAUUGGUUAUGACAGUAAAACAUAAAGGUAUUGAUUAUACAUGUAUCUAGUAUUAUGAUAGUGUCUGUAGAUUGGACUCUCCUACAAUAUCCUGGCCGAUUACAAAAUCUUAGCUAAAACAUUCCUUCCUUUACUUUAAGUUGUGUACUUGAACUUGCAGAAUGAGCUGUCGAGAAUGUGUCAGUUCUCCGAGAUCGCCAAUGAGAAAGGUUUGGAUGCCCAGAACUUCCAGUGUAAAGGAUGCUCCAGGUCCAUUGGUCUUAUAUUUGGCAAACCGCGUACGUGCAAGUUUGAUGGCUGGUAUUACUGCUACGAGUGUCACGAGAAUGAUGAAUACUACAUUCCUGCCCUCAUUGUACAUAACUGGGAUUUCCGAAAACAGAAAGUGUGUAAGAAGAACUUUGAGUACCUGCAAGACAAGGAGGAACAGCCAUAUAUUAAUGUUGAAGAUAUAAACCCACGACUGUAUGAACAUGUCCCAGAAAUGCUAGAAAUACAGAACCUGCGAGUUCAGCUCAUGCACCUGAAAACAUACCUGUUUACAUGUAAGCAGUCGAUAGCGGAGGACUUCCGCAAGCUCAUCUGGCCAAGGGAUUAUCUAUAUGAGGGGAGGGAACUAUACUCACUGGCGGACUUACUGCAAGUUCCAACAGGGUCACUAGCCAGUAGUUUACAGAAGGUCAUCAAAUUUGCCACCAAACAUGUGUACAGUUGUCGACUGUGUAGCCAGAAAGGAUUUAUAUGUGAACUCUGCAACAAUCCCAAGGUCAUCUAUGCCUUUGAGAUGGAUGCUACAUUCAGGUGUCCCCAGUGUAAGACGGUUUUCCACAAAGCAUGCAAAACAGACAAUCGACCAUGCCCGAAAUGCCAGCGACGUCAACAUCGUCAAUCACUGCACGGAUCCAACAAACCCCUGCUGACACCGGACUAUGACUCACAUGUGGACCAAGUCUAAAGAAUGAUUUGAGGGUAUCAGACAUCUUAUACAACAGACAACAUCACCCUGGAUUUUACCAAAUUAUGUUACAAAAUUGGUAUGUGUGUGGGAUUUUUAUGCCCCCACAAAGUGGCGGCAUAUAGGGUUGCCCUUGUCCGUACGUACGUCUGUCUGUCUGUACGUACAUACGUCCCGAAGAUUGUUUCCGAUCUAAUUCUUGAAAACCGUUUGUCCAAUCCUCAUCAAACUUUAAACACAUGUUUGUGACCAUAAUAUCUUGAUCAAGUUCGAUAGUCAUGGAAAUCGCUUUAGUCAUUUAGGAGUUAACCCUUUUUUUGCCAAAAAUACUUCAAAAAUAUAUGUUUCCAAUCUAAUUCUUGAAAAGUAUGUGUCCAAUCCUCACCAAACUUUACAUACAUGAUUGUGACCAUAAUAUCUUGAUCAAGUUCGAUAGCCAUGGAAAUCGCUUUUGUCAUUUAGGAGUUACGGCCCUUUAUUUGCAAAAAAAGACUUGAAAAAUACGUCCCGAAGAUUGUUUCCGAUCUAAUUCUUGAAAACUGUUUGUCCAAUCCUCACCAAACUUUUAACACAUGUUUGUGACCAUAAUACCUUGAUCAACUUCGAUAGCCAUGGAAAUCGCUUUAAUCAUUUAGGAGUUAGGGCCCUUUAUUUCCCAACAAUACUUAAAAAAUAUCUUAUCCGAUCUAAUUUUUGAAAAGGAUUUGCCCUUGUGCAGAUUAUCCUGAAUAAUCAUUAUGGCUUAUUUUCUGUGACAAAAAAUCGAAGUGGGGGCAUCCGUGUCCUAUGGACACAUUUCUAGUUUUUUUAGGUAUUUGUCAGUGUAGGGAAUGUGUGACCGUGAAGUUUCAUGCUAACUAGUUAUAACUGAACAUACAUAAUGAAGCUUCAAAUUAGACUGUGAUAUUCUUUAAUAUUAUUUAAGCUUUUAUAUAUUUUUAUUCUGAACUGUUCAGAACAUGACACCAAUGUCUUCCAUAAGAUAAUAAUCCUUGUUUUGUUUUCAUUAUGUUUGAUGCUUAAACAUGGAUUCAUAUUGGAGUUAUCCUUUGUAAGUUUGAGAACAAAACAUCAAGUCUCUUUAAUAGCAUAUAUUUACAUCUCAACUUAGUUUCCUUCAAUUAGUGGCCUUUUGAUAAUUUCAAAUAUGUUGAAAAGUGUUCAUUUAUGAUUUGUAAUAUGUAUUGUUGUUAAUUAGCAAUUCAAUUUUCUUAUGAAGUGAUUUUAUUUUGGGACUAUUUUUGUCUGUAGCAAUAAAAUGUGUAAACUGGUUGGUUCGAUCAAUUUUUGCAUGGGGGAGAAAGAAUUAAAUACUGUUAAGCUUCUGUUAGGUUUUCUUAAAUGAGAUAAAGUAUUUUAUUAACACUUGUGAAAAGAAAUAAACAUGGUGUAAAUACAAGUGUUAAAUUGUGUGAUUUAUGUCAUUAUCAGGGAUAUAAAUGCAGUUGUGCUGGUUUCAGUACACGUUGAGUUGACCACGCACUUAAACCAUCCCAACUGCAUUCAUACCCCGAAAGUGACUUCAUUCACAUAAUUUAUUCUUAAAUAUUGCUUUUCCUAUAGGCUCCUUUGGACAUUUCAAUAUAUAAUCUUUUGGGCAUUACAAGCAGGGUAUAAGCAGUAAUAUACAUGUAUUGUUUUUUGCAAAAUUGGAAAUGUUGUGACUUUAUACACUUUAAAUUGUCCAAUUUCAUGGAAUUGGAAGCCAUUUUGGUAUGAAAAUGUAUGUUAGCCACUGAUAGCUUAAAUGAAUGUUUCGGUGAUUAAUUUAUAUUUGUAUGUUUUUAUGUCUUAAGGAUAUUCUGUUACUGGCAAUCAUAUAGAAAUGAGUGCUACAAAUGUUAUACAAAGAUUACUACCAUCUAUAUUAGUAACAAAUGUAUAGGUUAUGAGUUAUGUAUGUCUUUCCUUGAUACAUUGUUCAUUAAAUAAAUCAUUUGUUGACUAUUUCUUUGUUCCAUUUGUUGCAAAUUUACCGACAAUAUUAUAAGUUUUGUCAUAUUUUAUUGCCUUUGUUUAAGUUCCCUUGAGCAUUAAGUACUUGGGGUCAUUUGUGGUCAGUUUCUCAUGUGUCAUCUGUCAACAUUUCUAGCAGCCACUCUUUGAUACCAAUGAACUAGUAAAGCCAAUAUAACGUUCAACCAGUAACAUAAAGUUAUUAUAUCAAUUUUUGUCUGCUUUAAUUUCAAUGUUAAGUUAUGCAAUAAUUUGCCAAAAGACCACCAUUUUGUUGCCAAAAAACCACCAUUUUGUUUUGCAUAUUUAGAAAUUUUGGAACAUCAGGCAAACAACAAAAAUAGCAUAGAGGCCACAAAUGGUUAUCUAUAUACAAUGUCCAACUUUAAUUGAAAUAAGAGUUAAUAGUAGAAUCUGAGUGUACUGUAAAAAUAACCGGCCAAUGGUUAGGUGCCAAAUAAACGUUAUUGUUUUUUUCAUUAUGUAGCUCAUGGAUUUGUUUGUGUGGCAUUGAGCCCUGAAAUAUUGCACAAACACUCAUGAAAGUUCCUAGGAAUUAUGGUCAGUAUGACUAUUGUGCCCCUGUCAUUCUUUUACAAAUUUAACGCAGGUAAGGUCAAUGUCCCUGUCUCAAUUGCAAAAACAUUUUUUUGCCUCAGACAUGUUGUGUCGCCUGUAGCACCAAUAGUAUUGCAUCUACACCAAUGAAACUUCAUAGAAAUGUUGGACGGCAUGAGCUUUCGUGCAACUGCCAUUUAUUCACAUGUAUUUUGGUCUAACAAGAGAAAUGGACUUGGACUUAGUUAAACGUGAUCUGAACGAUAUUGUGGCGCAUUUAGCACCCAAAAUAUUGCACCUACACUCCUGAAGUUUCUGAGUUGCGCACAUAUUAUUUAAUCAUGCCUGGUUCCCAGCAGCGUCUGCGAGUAUUCACAUGACCAUGAUAGCUCUAGACCUGUCAUUUAACCAUAUCUGUGUCCCAGCAGCGUGUGUGGGUAUUCACAUGGCUGGGAUAUUUUUAAGCCUGGCAUUUAUUCAUUCCUGUGUCCCAGGAGCGUCUGCGGGUAUUCACAGGAACGUGAUAGCUCUAAGCCUGUCAUUUAAUCAUGCAUGGGUCGCAGCAGCGUCUGCGGGUAUUCACAUGACUGGGAAAGCUCUAAGCCUGUCAUUUAAUCAUGCAUGGGUCGCAGCAGCUUCUGCGGGUAUUCACAUGACUGGAAUAGCUCUAAACCUGUCUUUAAUCAUGCAUGGGUCGCAGCAGCGUCUGCGGGUAUUCACACGACUGGGAUAGCUCUAAGCCUGUCAUUUAAUUAUGCAUGGGUCGCAGCUGCGUCUGCGGGUAUUCACACGACUGGGAUAGCUCUAAGCCUGUCAUUUAAUCAUGCCUGGGUCCAAACAGCGUCUGCGGGUAUUCACAUGAGUGGGAUAGCUCUAAGCCUGUCAUUUAAUCAUGCCUGGGUCCCAGCAGCGCCUGCAGGUAUUCACAGGACUGGGCGAUCGCACAUUAAAAUCACACUUAGGAGAAACA
Mya arenaria is the source of this 4862-nucleotide messenger RNA. Its product is annotated as pleckstrin homology domain-containing family M member 3-like. Bases 599 to 1378 code for a protein of 259 amino acids. The transcript has 6 exons. Lineage: Eukaryota; Metazoa; Mollusca; Bivalvia; Myida; Myidae. The record is from RefSeq and is a predicted model, not a curated record.